AUGAACACAUUAGCGGUAUACAAAGGCUCCGCAGGUGGGUCGGCGAUUAAUCACAGUGAGGAAUUCAGCGGGGGCGGAGGCGGCGCGACUGCCCUAGUGCCGCCUCGGGAGCCCGACGUGGCGCACGGCCGCCCCUCGCUCGGAACACAUGCCCCGCAGCACACCCCUACAUAUCUUUCAAACACGUACAUAAAGAAACGUAAACUUUUAGAGGCGAGCAAAGUUCGCGUGCUUAUAACUACUGAGGGCGGUGCGGACUUUCGCAAAUCAUUCAGUAAUUUGAGCAAAACGACGCCUUGA
Molecule: messenger RNA, 300 nt
Organism: Danaus chrysippus (African queen)
Lineage: Eukaryota; Metazoa; Arthropoda; Insecta; Lepidoptera; Nymphalidae
Source: the annotation of a GenBank genome assembly